AGGAACUAUACGUUACUGCUCUGCUAAUGUGCAAGAAAGAGGUGAACAGGGAAGGAUGGAUGACUUAUGGUGUUUACUUUACAUACUUGUUGAACUUCGAGGGCCACUGCCUUGGGCUCGUGUGCGGGAUAGGCAAAGAGUGCUUAGAUUGAAAAAGGACAUUGAUCUAGAGGAGUUAUUGGAGAACUGCCCAGUGGAGCUGAUUCCAUUCGCAGAACAUAUCAGUACUUUGAAUUACUACCUCCGACCAGAUUAUAAAUUGCUGUAUAAUUUACUUGAACAAGGUUUUGAGUCGAAACAGGCCACAGUUAAGACAUCUCUAGAACUUUAUCCCGCAACUUUGGAUAUUUAUUGAUU
Molecule: messenger RNA, 357 nt
Organism: Strongylus vulgaris
Lineage: Eukaryota; Metazoa; Nematoda; Chromadorea; Rhabditida; Strongylidae
Source: the annotation of a GenBank genome assembly